UAAAAUUCCAACUUUUUUCCUUACCAUUACAACAUUCAAAAUCUCCAGUUUUUGACAUUCUUAGUACCAAAACUUUUGUCUAUUGUGCAGUGUAUCUACAAAGACAUGUUUUUUACUUAUCCAAUAAAUUUGUACGAGCUCAAUAUAUUACUCAAAAUUCUGGUAUAUAUGUUGUUCACUCAAUUAGCAGGUUCGUGUUACAACUUCCAUUUGAAUUAUUGUGAACAAAAUUUAGAUACUGAUAUGCUAAGUUGUUUGAUGACAAUUAGUUUGUACAUAUUUUCUUAGGCAUAUGAACUCAAUCGAAGUCACAUGCAUGUGACAAUGUGCAUCUAUGGGUUUAUAUCUCAUCACAUUGGAAUGCACUUUUCAGGUUGAUGAAGUAGGUCUAGAGGAGGUACCUGAUGUUAUUCAAAAUUACCACUUAUGUAUAGUGAAAAAUCGACUUAUAGACUCAGAUAUCAUUGCCAAGGCAAGUCAGAUGAAGGUCAUUAUGCAAUAUGGUGUUGGAAUAGAAGGUGUCGAUGUAAAUGCUGCUACAGAACACAAAAUUAAAGUUGCACGGAUAAAUGGCAGUACAACAGGAAAUGCGGUGUCUUGUGCAGAAAUGGCUAUCUAUCUUACUCUGGGUAUCCUACGGAAGCAAAAGAUGAUGGAUACUGCUGUGAAACGUAAGGACCUGGGCAGUCCAGUUGGAGAUACAAUAUUUGGAAAAAGAGUCCUUAUCUUGGGAUUUGGAGCUAUUGGAGUAGAAAUUGCCAAGAGGAUAAGACCGUUUGGAGUAAAAAUUCUUGCCACCAAACGAAAUUGGUCAGCUGAAACAUUGCCAUGUGAUAUAGAUGAAUUGGUCGAUAAGAAAGGUGGACCAGAAGAUAUGUAUGAAUUUACUGGAGAAGCUGACAUAGUUAUAACAUGCUUGCUAUUGUCAAACGAAACAGUUAGUUCUUCUAUUGGUGUAUUUCUUUAUUUCUGUUAGAAAGCCUCUACUUCAAUUUCAUUACUAAAUAAUGAAAUUUAUAGGUUGGGAUUGUGGACCAUAAGUUCCUCUCCACAAUGAAAAAGGUGUAUGCAUUUUGUUCAUGUCAUUUUUGUGCAUGUAACAAUACUUUUAGGUUUUAUCUCGUUCUCCAUAAUGAGUAAUUGAUCCUACAAAAGUAGUGUUAUUGUUCUAUAAUUUAUUCUAGCGUAAAUUUGCUCUAUCAUAUAUAUAUUGUUCUUACAAGAUAAUCUGCAACAGUAUACUACGACGAUGUUGGAUAAUAAUGUUAUAAUAUAUUCGAUCAAAAAGAUAAUGUUAUAUUAUUGUAGGGAUCAUAUCUGGUCAAUAUUGCAAGAGGACACAUACUGGACUACGAUGCUGUGUUUGAUCACCUGAAAUCGGGCCAUUUAGGUGGGUUAGGCAUUGAUGUUGCUUGGACAGAACCAUAUGAUCCAGAGGAUCCAAUUCUGAAGUUCUCAAAUGUUAUUAUAACACCACAUACCGCUGGAGUCACAGAAUAUUCUUUUAGGGCGGCAGCUAAGGUUUGCACUAAUUCUUCGAAAUGCCCAUAGCCACUUGACUCAUGUAAUUCUCUACUUCUAUGGUUAAGAUUGUUUUGACCUACAGCUAAGAAUAUAUUAACAUUGUUUUGACUUAGUUAAGAAUAUCACAACACGAUUUGCACUAAUAUCAACUUUCCAUUCUUCUGCAAAGUAUAUAUCCCUAAAAGCGCUGCCUCCAUAGUUUAAGCUUUGUAAUAUCCUGGUCCAAUUAGAAUUUGGCCUGUGUGACCCAUGAGAGUUGUGUGUGCAUGUUUAGUAACACAUUGAGAGCUAGUUUAGUAAUAGUGGAACCAACUUAUAAGUGUUUGUCCCUCCAACCUUAUCACUCACGGGCAAAACCUUUUAUACGAAGCGAGGAUGAAAGUAUUAGUGGGAUGAUAUGUGUAAGUGGGCCUGUCCGUAGGAUGGGUUGGCUACAUGGUUUUGGAGGGAGGGAGCAUGGCACAUGUGAACUUUGUGUGAGGCACAUGGCAUGGCAUAUGGCGAUGGCACUAAACACACGGAUGUGUACUAAGAAGGAGUGUGUUCCUAGACAUUUGCCUAUAUGCAUGUGUGGCUAUGUGCGUAAGUUGGAUCGACGGAGACGUCAGGUCCUUUGAGGAGGGGUGACAUCCUGGCCUAAUUAGA
Oryza sativa Japonica Group (Japanese rice) is the source of this 2169-nucleotide messenger RNA. Lineage: Eukaryota; Viridiplantae; Streptophyta; Magnoliopsida; Poales; Poaceae. The record is from RefSeq and is a predicted model, not a curated record.